Molecule: messenger RNA, 1389 nt
Organism: Camellia sinensis
Lineage: Eukaryota; Viridiplantae; Streptophyta; Magnoliopsida; Ericales; Theaceae
Product: secretory carrier-associated membrane protein 1
Biological process (GO): protein transport
Cellular component (GO): recycling endosome membrane; trans-Golgi network membrane
Source: RefSeq, a predicted model, not a curated record
AUUCUCUGCAUAGCUUUCCUUCAACUUUCACUAUUUGUAUAUUUUUCAUAGCUUUGAAUUUUUGCGCUCUCUCUCUCUCUCUCUCAAAUUGGUUUCUUUCUGCACUGAACCUCUCACAAAUGGCUGGCCGUUUCGAUCGCAAUCCCUUCGCCGAAGAAGAAGAAGAAGUUAAUCCCUUUUCUGAUCAAGCAGCCAGGGGUAAAGCAUCGGGCCAGUCAAAAUAUGGUGGAGGUGCAUUCUAUAAUCCAACCUCGAGGCUUUCUCCUCUUGCUCCUGAACCUGCAGAUUUCAACUAUGAUCACAAUGCCCCAGUUGACAUUCCUGUUGAUAAAGCUGCGCUUUUGAAAAAGAAAGAGAAGGAGCUACAAGCUAAGGAGGCUGAAUUGAGGAGGAGGGAGCAGGAAGUAAAACGGAAAGAAGAGGCAGCAGCACGAGCUGGUAUUGUUCUUGAGGAGAAAAAUUGGCCCCCGUUUUUCCCAAUCAUCCAUCAUGAUAUUGCAAACGAAAUACCAAUUCAUCUACAAAGAUUGCAGUAUGUGGCAUUCACAACAUUGUUGGGAUUGUUUGCGUGUCUUCUAUGGAAUAUUGUAGCUGUUACUGCGGCAUGGAUUAAAGGGGCAGGUGUACAAAUCUGGUUUCUUUCUGUUAUAUACUUCAUAGCAGGGGUUCCAUUGGCAUAUGUGUUGUGGUAUCGUCCACUCUAUCGCGCCUCUAGGACUGAAAGUGCUAUGAAUUUUGGGUGGUUUUUCCUUUUCUAUGCGGUUCACAUUGGUUUCUGCAUUUUUUGUGCUGUUGCUCCUCCAAUAUUUUUCAAAGGGAAAUCUCUCACUGGUAUCCUGCCUGCUAUAGAUGUCAUAAGUAACAGUGCUUUAGUUGGGAUAUUCUACUUCAUUGGAUUUGGAUUAUUCUGCCUUGAAUCAGUGAUCAGUGUCUGGGUCAUUCAGCAAGUAUACAUGUAUUUCCGAGGCAGCGGGAAAGCAGCACAGAUGAAACACGAGGCUGCUAGAGGAGCCGUGAGAGCAGCAAUAUGAUUGCAGUCCCACCUGGAUGUAGUUCGAGCGUGAUCUUGCAUUCGACGAAAAACUACAGCAAGGAAUUUGUUCCACUUGUUCAAUAUAGUUUGUUUGUGUGCUCUUUUAUUAUUUUAAAUGUACACUAGCGCUAUUUUUUUUUUUUUUUUUUUGAGCAGUUUUGAGAAAUGACUAUUUGGUAAGGGUAGUAAAAAUAGAAGCAUAUGUGAUGUAUUCUAGAAUUGAAGAGAUGGUUACCUCUGUAAAUCUGCACUGUAUUUGUUUUGAAAUCAUAGAAUGUAUAUUUGAGAGAGGACUGUCUGGUAAUAUGUUCUGCAAAGGAGUCAACACUGAAAUAUAUAUCAUAUUUGGUUAGCUA